This is a messenger RNA of Gracilinanus agilis (Agile Gracile Mouse Opossum), 2186 nucleotides long. RefSeq names its product adhesion G protein-coupled receptor L1-like. The record is from RefSeq and is a predicted model, not a curated record. Lineage: Eukaryota; Metazoa; Chordata; Mammalia; Didelphimorphia; Didelphidae. Gene Ontology annotation, biological process: signal transduction. Gene Ontology annotation, cellular component: membrane. Bases 16 to 1713 code for a protein of 565 amino acids. The transcript is spliced from 7 exons. Gene Ontology annotation, molecular function: G protein-coupled receptor activity.
GAUCGCAUCUAUGUGAUGCCUUGGAUCCCCUACCGAACAGACACACUGACCGAAUACGCAUCAUGGGAGGAUUACGUGGCCGCCCGCCACACCACCACCUACCGCCUGCCUAACCGUGUGGACGGCACGGGCUUUGUGGUCUAUGAUGGUGCUGUCUUCUACAAUAAGGAACGAACUCGAAACAUUGUCAAGUAUGACCUACGGACGCGAAUCAAGAGUGGGGAGACGGUGAUCAACACUGCUAACUACCAUGACACCUCGCCCUAUCGUUGGGGGGGCAAGACAGAUAUCGACCUGGCGGUGGACGAGAAUGGGCUGUGGGUCAUUUAUGCCACCGAAAGCAACAAUGGGAGGUUGGUGGUAAGCCAGCUCAAUCCCUACACCCUGCGCUUUGAGGGUACUUGGGAGACAGGCUAUGACAAGAGAUCAGCCUCCAAUGCCUUCAUGGUCUGUGGCGUUCUCUAUGUGCUCCGCUCCGUCUAUGUGGACGAUGACAGCGAGGCUGCUGGCAACCGAGUCGACUAUGCCUUCAACACCAAUGCCAACCGGGAAGAGCCUGUCAGCUUGGCGUUUCCCAACCCUUACCAGUUUGUCUCCUCAGUUGAUUACAAUCCCCGUGACAACCAACUCUAUGUGUGGAACAAUUACUUUGUGGUGCGCUACAGCCUUGAGUUUGGACCACCAGACCCCAGUGCUGGCCCAGCCACCUCACCACCCCUCAGCACAACCACCACAGCCCGUCCCACCCCGUUGACAAGCACAGCCUCACCUGCUGCUACCACACCACUCCGCCGGGCACCCCUCACUACUCACCCUGUAGGUGCCAUCAAUCAGCUGGGGCCUGAUGUGCCACCUGCCACGGCCCCAGCCCCCAGUACUCGAAGACCUCCAGCCCCCAAUCUGCACGUGUCACCUGAGCUAUUCUGUGAGCCUCGGGAGGUUCGGAGAGUCCAAUGGCCAGCCACCCAGCAAGGCAUGUUGGUAGAAAGACCCUGCCCCAAGGGCACACGAGGGAUUGCUUCCUUCCAGUGUCUACCAGCCCUCGGGCUCUGGAAUCCCCGAGGCCCGGAUCUCAGCAACUGUACUUCCCCCUGGGUCAACCAGGUAGCCCAGAAGAUCAAGAGUGGUGAGAAUGCAGCCAACAUUGCCAGUGAGCUGGCCCGACAUACCCGGGGUUCUAUCUAUGCGGGUGAUGUCUCAUCUUCAGUGAAGCUAAUGGAGCAGCUGCUGGACAUCCUGGAUGCCCAGCUUCAGGCUCUUCGGCCCAUCGAGCGUGAGUCAGCUGGCAAGAACUACAACAAGAUGCACAAACGAGAAAGGACCUGCAAGGACUAUAUCAAGGCAGUAGUGGAGACAGUGGAUAACCUGCUUCGUCCAGAGGCCCUGGAGUCAUGGAAGGACAUGAAUGCCACAGAACAGGUGCACACAGCCACCAUGUUGCUGGACAUCCUGGAGGAGGGGGCCUUCCUAUUAGCUGACAAUGUCAAAGAACCUGCUAGAUUCCUUACUGCGAAGCAGAAUGUAGUGCUUGAGGUUACCGUGCUGAACACCGAGGGGCAGGUACAAGAACUGGUGUUCCCCCAGGAGUACCCCAGUGAAAACUCUAUCCAACUGUCUGCCAACACCAUCAAGCAGAACAGCCGUAAUGGUCAGUGCCGUGGGGGAAGUGUGUGUGUGUGGGGAGGAAGUGAGCCUAUUCGGGAAUAUUGCUGAGCUCCAGUAAAGCCCCCUCCCUAGUACUUGGAAUCAUGUGGGAGCUGAGGGGUAUCUCAGACCCCAAAGGGGACAAAGUGAAUAGGAUCCUCCCCAGGGUGAGGCUCCAGAAGGCUUUCAUUAGCUUCCAGGAAUAAUGAAGUGAUUGUGCCACCCUACUCUAUCCUGGUGGUCAGACCACAUCUAGAAUAUUGUGGUCCUGGAUACUGCUUUGAGGGAUGAGAUGGAAAAACUAGAGAGGGCCUCGAAUCUAUGCCAUAUAAGAACUGGGGACAUUUAGCCUGGAGAAUAAAAGAGAUCAAUCUGUUUCCAGAUCUCUGUUAAGCAGAAGAAUCAGGACUCACUAUAUGGCUCCAGAGGGCAGAGACAGGAGCCAAGGAUGGAGAAAGUUGUCAAAAGGCACAUUUAGGCUUGACAAGAAAAGUACACUAAGGAGGCAACUAGGUAUUAUAGUGGUUAGAGUACCAGGCCUG